Drosophila ananassae is the source of this 746-nucleotide messenger RNA. RefSeq lists its product as uncharacterized. The record is from RefSeq and is a predicted model, not a curated record. The coding region runs from base 163 to 417 and encodes 84 amino acids. Lineage: Eukaryota; Metazoa; Arthropoda; Insecta; Diptera; Drosophilidae. The transcript has 2 exons.
GUCAGAGGCCGAGCCUUUCAGAGCUCAUUCGUUUUGGAACAUUCGACCAAAUCAGAAGUCUAUCUAGCAAAAAAUAAUUCAUUUCGAUUUUUUGUUAGAUAUUUUUGUACUCAAAAAUUAAUCGUUGUUCUGUCACUGCGCUCACAUUGAUUGUCAGUCAGUAUGGAUGGAUAUUAUCAAGGCAACAGUGGUUACUUCAACAGCAGCGGCUAUUCGCAGCGGUCCGUGAACAAGAACUACGGAUCCUGCUGCAACUGCUCCGGGGGUAACUGCUCUCGGAUGGGUGCUGGGGCCAGCCAAAUGCAAAGCCAGAGCAUGAGCCAGCUGAGUUGUCCUGGUGGCAACUGUUGCCCCGGCGGACGAUGUCCAAUUGGGAAAACUCGCUUCCAUUCCGACUGGCAGAAUCGUGGACGCUAACGCCCAAGAGUUGGCGAUUCUAUAUGUGAGCCUGACAGGACAAUGACGUGGAGUCACACACACAUUCUCAUCCGUAGUAAUGGACAUAGAAUACCGUACGACGUUUAAUACAUUCGUAAUGCACAUUCAGGCUCGGACUGGCAUUAAGGCCAUACCCUAAUCGCACGCGGUUACGUGGAUUCCAUCCUGUUUUCAACAUUACUGUAUAUGACAGUAUAAUAUGAAACUUAUACUAACCCCUGCCGAAAGAAUAUAAAAAAAACUUGUCCCUGACUUAAAUUUAAUGUAACACAUAACACAUUAAUAGCAGAGUUAAUAAACACUAUUUC